Molecule: messenger RNA, 2212 nt
Organism: Falco peregrinus (peregrine falcon)
Lineage: Eukaryota; Metazoa; Chordata; Aves; Falconiformes; Falconidae
Gene: TPM1
Product: tropomyosin 1
Exons: 9
Coding region: 195-1349 (384 amino acids)
Biological process (GO): cardiac muscle contraction; actin filament organization
Cellular component (GO): actin filament
Molecular function (GO): actin filament binding
Source: RefSeq, a predicted model, not a curated record
CCCUUUCCAAAAAAGUAUUGGAUGUCUUGAGGAAUGCAGUCAGCCCCCUGGGAAAGGGCAUAUCUGUGAGGCGCUGCCCGCCCGCCGCUCGCACUCGGCCGGCGCCGCGUCCCGCACGGAGCAGCCCCGCGCCCGUCCCGCACCCGUCCCCCUCGGAGCCACUCGCGCGGGGACGCGCCUAGCCCACCGCCGCCAUGGAUGCCAUCAAGAAGAAGAUGCAGAUGCUGAAGCUGGACAAGGAGAACGCCCUGGACAGAGCCGAGCAGGCCGAGGCGGAUAAGAAGGCGGCGGAGGAGAGGAGCAAGCAGUUAGAGGAUGACAUUGUGCAAUUGGAAAAGCAAUUGCAUGUGACGGAGGAUGCAAGGGACCAAGUGCUGGAAGAGCUACACAAGUCUGAGGAUAGCCUCCUCUCUGCAGAGGAGAAUGCUGCCAAGGUAUCGUGCCCUUGCCGCAAGCAAAUUGAAUCUAACUGUCUCUCCUCUCUCUCUCUCUCUCUGUCCUCUUCUGUCUCUUCUGCACUCGCACAUCUCCCUUUGCACGAUCACGUUGCCUGCUGCACCUUUUCCUGCCCGCCCUCCCCUCUCCACCGCUUUCCACCCGUAUCACAGCUGGAGGACGAGCUGGUGGCUCUACAAAAGAAGCUGAAGGCCACUGAGGAUGAGCUGGACAAAUACUCCGAGUCCCUUAAAGAUGCACAGGAAAAGUUGGAACUGGCUGACAAAAAGGCCACAGAUGCUGAGAGUGAAGUAGCUUCUCUGAACAGACGCAUCCAGCUGGUUGAGGAAGAGUUGGACCGGGCACAGGAGCGCUUGGCUACUGCCCUGCAGAAGCUGGAGGAGGCAGAGAAGGCUGCAGAUGAGAGUGAAAGAGGAAUGAAGGUCAUUGAAAAUAGAGCCCAGAAGGAUGAAGAGAAGAUGGAAAUCCAAGAGAUCCAGCUUAAAGAAGCUAAGCACAUUGCUGAAGAGGCUGACCGCAAGUAUGAAGAGGUGGCUCGUAAGCUUGUGAUCAUCGAGAGUGACCUGGAGCGGGCUGAGGAGCGGGCUGAGCUCUCAGAAAGCCAAGUCCGACAGCUGGAAGAACAGUUAAGAAUAAUGGAUCAAACCUUGAAAGCAUUAAUGGCUGCAGAGGAUAAGUACUCGCAGAAAGAAGAUAAAUAUGAAGAGGAGAUUAAAGUCCUGACUGACAAACUGAAGGAGGCUGAGACCCGUGCUGAAUUUGCCGAGAGGUCAGUAACCAAGCUGGAGAAGAGCAUUGAUGACCUAGAAGAGAAAGUGGCGCAUGCCAAAGAAGAAAACCUUAGUAUGCAUCAGAUGCUGGAUCAAACUUUACUGGAGUUAAACAACAUGUGAAAACCUUCUUAGCAGCAACCACAUUAUUUGUCUUAUUAUUUUUACACCUGCUUGCCGUGAAACCCCAUAAACGUGUCUUUAUUUUAGUUUCACCGCAGUCACAAGAACAUCUGCUAAAUUAUCAGGCAGGGGUCAGGGGAACACCAAAAUGGGCAAGCCAUAUGCGGGUUAAGCGAUAUUAUAUUAUGGUUUAAAUGUGCCAUUUCCCAACAAAAAUGUUACCUACACUUUGUAGAGAGUUCAGCAAUUCAGUAUGCUUAGUCUUUUGAAGAAUCCUGGCUGUGGCAGAAGAGUGUCCCACCUCAAGUGCCAUCUUCAGUUUUUAGCAAGGAGCUUGAUGCAUGUUCAGGAGAGAUCAGGUGGAAAUGGUGCUAUUUCAAACAAAAGGUUCUACUGAAGUCUUUUGUUUGAUAUCAGACAAGUCAGGAGUUGUCCAGCACAGUAACUUAUUUUUAUCAGAAUUUUACUGAUCUGUGAGAAUUCGGACUUUCUGUGCCUUCUAAUUCAAUAAAACGAAGGUAUGUAGACAACAGAGAAAAGUGAAGGCUUUUGGAGGUUUGAAAUCAUGUUCUUGCAACUCAAUACAGAAGUGUAGGUCAGCAUUUCACCUUGAGUGUUCAUUCGGUUGUAUUUUUCAUGUUGAAAUGAAAGAUUCAAUAAAUUCAGGAGAAAACAUAAAUUUGGAAGAGAUUGUUUUAAAAUGUAUUUUAUUUGUGUGGAUCUGGGGGAGGGGGAGGAAUUUAUAAACCGAUAUUCGCCUCACUUUUUUUCACACUUUCUUUGAGCAGUUUUAAAAGUAUACCUGUAUGUAAACAUUGUAUAAUGAUAUGGAAUAAAAUGCACAUUUUAGGACAUUUUUUAAA